Fukomys damarensis (Damara mole-rat) is the source of this 3569-nucleotide messenger RNA. It is a transcript of the gene Aga, whose product is annotated as aspartylglucosaminidase. Gene Ontology annotation, molecular function: N4-(beta-N-acetylglucosaminyl)-L-asparaginase activity. NCBI's taxonomy places the organism in Eukaryota, Metazoa, Chordata, Mammalia, Rodentia, Bathyergidae. The coding region runs from base 91 to 1131 and encodes 346 amino acids. The record is from RefSeq and is a predicted model, not a curated record. Gene Ontology annotation, cellular component: lysosome. Gene Ontology annotation, biological process: protein deglycosylation. The transcript is spliced from 9 exons.
ACUCAAGAUUUCCGUGACCGCGGGGGCUUGGGUCUCAGCUGGCGGCCUUGCUCGCGACCUUUCUCGCGCUGGUCGGCUCAGCUCGCAGCUAUGGCGCGGAAGUCGAAUUUGCCUCUAAUUGUCGUGCCACUUCUGCUCAGCCCGGCCCUAGUGCUGGGCUCCAGCCUUCUGCCCCUGGUCGUCAACACUUGGCCUUUUAAGAAUGCGACCGAAGCAGCAUGGCAGACAUUAGCAUCUGGAGGGUCUACCCUGGACGCAGUUGAGAAUGGCUGUGCCAUGUGUGAGAAAGAGCAGUGUGACGGCUCUGUAGGCUUCGGAGGAAGUCCUGAUGAACUUGGGGAAACAACAUUGGAUGCAAUGAUCAUGGAUGGCGCUACUAUGGAUGUAGGAGCAGUAGGAGAUCUUAGACGAAUAAAAAAUGCUAUUGGUGUGGCACGGAAAGUAUUGGAGCAUACAACACACACACUUCUAGUAGGAGAGUCAGCCACCAAGUUUGCUGAGAGUAUGGGGUUUAUCAAGGAAGAUUUAUCUACGAAUUUUUCUCAUGCGCUUCAUUCAAAUUGGCUUGCUCAGAAUUGCCAGCCAAAUCACUGGAAAAAUGUUAUACCAGAUGCUUCAAAAUACUGUGGACCUUACAAACCACCUGGCAUUUUAAAGCAGGACUGUCAUACCUAUAAAGAAAUAAGAAAUGACUAUGGUCAUGAUACUGUUGGCAUGGUUGUAAUCCAUAAGAUGGGAUAUACUGCUGCUGGUACCUCUACAAAUGGCCUGAAGUUCAAAAUACCUGGUCGUAUAGGAGAUUCCCCCAUACCUGGAGCUGGGGCCUACGCUGAUGACUCCGCAGGGGCUGCUGCAGCCACUGGGGAUGGAGAUAUACUGAUGCGCUUCCUUCCAAGCUACCAAGCGGUAGAAUAUAUGAGAAGAGGAGUGGAUCCAACCAUAUCUUGCCAAAAAGCUAUUUCAAGAAUUAAGAAGCAUUUUCCAAAAUUCCUUGGCGCUGUUAUAUGUGCCAAUGUGACUGGAAGUUACGGUGCUGCUUGCAAUAAGCUUCCAACAUUUUCUCAAUUUAGCUUCAUGGUUUAUAAUUCUCUAAAAAAUAAACCAACUGAGGAAAAAGUAGACUGCAUUUAAUCCAUCUUUUCUUUUGAUGUCUAUAUUUAAAGAAGAAACAAAGGCUAAAAAGAUUGUUCACAAUUAUUGUUUAGUUGUCCUUGUGUAUUUAAAGUUCUUGUGUAAAAUAAGUACAAAAAUAAAUUUAUGCUGACAUAGACUUUCUGUAUCUGAAAUUGACUGUUUUUUAAGCUUUGUAGACCCCAUGAAAAUGAAUAUCCAUGUGUGUAUCUUAUACAUAUUUAAGUUUUAAGUGAUAUUUGAAUUUCUCACUGGUGUUUCAAGAAAUUUCUACUUUGGGGAUUUAUUCCCACAGUGAUAUAAUUCAUCUAAGUCUGUAUUUGAGUACUUAAAAUAGAGUAUAUAAACUUUUUAGAUCCAAAGAAAAAAAUCUCACUGAGUCUCAGCUUAUUACCCCUGAUUGGAUUUCAGUAUGUUAUGUGAUAUGUCUUCUGUCACUGAUUAUUAGUUUUACCCAAUAUUCCAUAAUAGCUUGAUGCAGGAAAGAUCCCAUUUAUAGAUGCUUUUUAUUUUGCACAUAUUAGAAAAUAUAGGCAAUCUUCCAAUGAACAACUAUGUUGAUUUUCCUUGGAUUUUUCUCUGAUGGAGUGCUCACCAUAUGAAAGUUCUUAGGCCACAAAAAUCUCAGAUCUUUUGCCUACCAAUGCUCAAUAAUGAUAAUUUCUUUUGAAAAUCACAUGGAAAACUUGAUUUAUAGUGCAAUUUUAGUAGCUUCUUAUGCUGAGGAGGGCCUUGUGAUUAUAAUUGUUGUCUGACUUGGUAUUAUUUUCCUAACUUCUGAAUUCACUAUCUCUGACUGACAACUACAGGGAAGUUGUGUAUCAGCUUUUAUGACAUCAUCUUUUCCUGCAAAAUUAUUAUCUUUUAAAUCAGUAAUCGAAGAAUAUGUACAACAUUUUCUUCAAACUUCAGUAUUUUACUCUGUUUUUUUCUAUACCCACCAUAAUGUUUACUGUCAUUUAUAAUGUAGGGUAGAAACCUAUAGUGGAGAAUGAUAAGAUCACUUGUGUUCAGGCCUUUUAUGCAUCAAAAUUGUCAGGGGAGACCUUUAAUAAUGCCCUCUACUCUAUCAAACUAUAUAAGAUUCCCACAAAUAAUAAUUUGAAAUUAGAUCUCAUCACUUCUCAGCCUUUUGACUAAGAUCAAGUGAAAUCUAGAUCCAGCAGCCAUUGAUGGUAGUCUGAAACCUAAAAGAAAACAGUUCUACAACUUCAUACUCAAAAAUCAGAAAAAUCUUACCUUUGAGGGUUCCCAGGAGCUAGAUACUUGCUUAAAUCUAAAACUGGGCCUUGGAACAAGGAAAAACAAACCAGAUUUAAACUCAAAGUAUAUUUAUUUUAAGAUGAUAUUCCUGUUUUGCACAUUUCUUUCUAUUAAUGUCAGGCAUUCAUUUACCAACAGAAAGAAGAGAGUAAAGGAGAAAGUAUAAUUCUUCUCCCACUUAGGAGAUCAGCUGACAGAAACAGCUUACAUACAUUUUUAAAGGAUGUUUUCUCUUUAACUCACAUUCUUUCUGAUGGAAAUAAUGUCCUUAUAUAUUUAACAGAAAUUUAGCCUUGGAGAUAACAUUUCUAAAGUUCUAGAUUAGAUUAUAAUAUUUAAUGUUCAUUAUUUAAUAUGAUUUGUGUAUUACAUAUUAUCUGUUGAAAAGAAAUUAUUUGUCCCUGGUGAUGUAUAUAAAGGGAGCUCAUGUCUUUGAUAAUGUUUUGAUUCAGUGUGCACUAGAAUCACAGGGAAAACACAUAAGAACCUAGUGAAAUACUACAGUCAGUAAAAUGUAAGCCAAUCAUAAAUAAAUUGACUUUGAAAUAGUUCAUAAAUACUUGGAAAGAGCAAGAAUAUUACUUGGAAACAGAACCUUAGAAAAUUUAGUCGUGAUCUAAACUAUCAUGGCAGACAAUAGUUGUUUCUAGUUGUAUCUUGGUUGUAUCAUUGUUACAAAUUACAUGAAUGUUAAAGAGAAUAAGGUAAGAGAUAAUAUUCAUAACUUUUGCAUGCCAUUCUUUUUUUUUCCUUUGUAUAAAAAGUGUCCUACGACUUAUUACUUAGGUGAAGCUACAUUGUCCUAAACACACAUGUGAACUAGCAAUUUUUCUAAAUGAUUCUGGAAACUCUUGUCACUUAGAUUUGCUUUAUCUUUUUUAUUUAUGUAAACAUAUAUAUAUGUGGACACAUAUACAGAGAAGGAAUAACUUUUUCAGCUCACAUGUUGCAUUUCAUAUAAUAUUACUAACAAAUUUGGUGGAUUUAAAUUUGACUAUUACCCCAAUGUAACAACAAUUAGAAAAAAGAAAUGAUUUUCUUAUCAGCUAUAUCAGAAUGUGGUGUUAUCCCAGAGGCUGCACUCAAGUGUUUUGUCUUUUUAGCACAAUAUGCAAAAAGAAAAAUGUUAACCAUAGUAUGUAAUAAGGAUUGAUAAUUUUGUUCUCAUUUAUUUG